ACCGGAAAAAUAUUUUAGGGGUGUUCAACUUAUACGGUACGGUACGGUAUGAAAAUUAAAAGCCGUAUUGCUGACCAGUGACGUCACUUCCUUCAAACUUGACACGUCGAAUUCACCGGUAGACAGACAAACGAAAGAUGCCAGCACCAGCUAGUGCAACAUCAGUAGGAGGGGGCAGGUCCCCAUCAUCAUCUAAAACAGUCUCACCAAGAUCUGGUGGAUCAACUGUCAGACAAAGGAAAACACCAUCAUCAAGUAGUGCUGGGCGUGCAAAGCCUGCUGGAGGUGGCAGUGCUGGUAUGUGGAGAUUCUACACAGAAGACUCUCCAGGAAUUAAAGUUGGACCAGUACCAGUAUUAGUUAUGAGCUUGAUUUUCAUUGCCUCUGUGUUCAUGCUUCACAUCUGGGGAAAAUACACCCGAGGAUAAACAACAACCAGUUUAGGAUAUAUAAACUUUAUAAACAUUUUUAAAGAUAAAACAACUACAUUAUGGUGCAAUUUGCUUUAAUAAUAAAUUGUGUAAGAAAAAUACAAAAACACAGAAAAUCAAUUUUAUAUUGAAAUGUGAAAAUUUUAAGAUUUUAAUAAAAGAGAGAAAUGAGAAUGUAAUUUAUUGUAACAGCGAUGUAAUCAGUGUGAUGACUCAAUUUGCACCAGCAUGAAGGACCAAAGAAAAUUUUCAUUUUGGAAUGAAUGAAAACAGAGUUUAGAAAUUGCUGUCCAAUUAUAAUUUUAAAGAAAAGUAUUGUGAAGGGAAUUGUAUUCCAAUUUUGCUAAAGAAAUAUUGUCAAGUUAAAUUAAUAUUCUUCCACAUUGAUUUUGAAAUUUUCAUUGUUACUAGUUGUAUUUUAAGGCUCAUUUUAAUAAUGCAUUAGAUUGUGUUAUUCCUGAAGAAAUACAUUCAUCACAUUUACAAUAGGGUGAAUCAGGUCCAUUUUUGUCAUGAAAUAAAUGAUAAUUAUUUCACUGUCAGUCGUGUAUGUAUUAGCUGGUGAGAGGUGAAUUGUCAUUUGUAUUUUUAUGAAACUUUGUCUAUUUUAUGCUGUAAAAUAUUGAGAAAAAUAUGAAAUAAAUGAACUAUUUAUGAA
This is a messenger RNA of Ruditapes philippinarum (Manila clam), 1089 nucleotides long. Its product is annotated as protein transport protein Sec61 subunit beta-like. The record is from RefSeq and is a predicted model, not a curated record. The transcript is spliced from 4 exons. Gene Ontology annotation, biological process: intracellular protein transport. Lineage: Eukaryota; Metazoa; Mollusca; Bivalvia; Venerida; Veneridae. Gene Ontology annotation, cellular component: Sec61 translocon complex. Bases 138 to 428 code for a protein of 96 amino acids.